AUGAAGAUUAAAAAAAUUCCGGAAGAAGAGCUAGAAAAGGCAAAGACAAUCGCAUCCUUGGCCCUCAAGCAGGCGGACCAACUCAAGAGAUAUCGCGACACCGUUAACGACCUCGAGAAGGAGACAUCUAGCGCUCACACAUGCUAUGACAACUACCAUAAGAAGGGUCAACAGGCUCUCAACAACCCGCUUAGCAAUGGUGACUGCGACAAGUCAUACUUUCAAGUCCAGUCUCUGCUCCGAAAGGCUCGCUCCAUAACUGAAGAAGGCUUGACAAGGAUUGCCGGAAAAGCAGUGACGAUCCAAAAGCAGGCAGAGCGGCUGCAAGAAUAUCACAGCAAAGUGCAGGGCCUUGACGCCGCCAUCUCGGAGAAUAAGAGAUGCUACAGCGUAUUUUACGACGAGACCAAGAAGGAGGGAGUCGAGUCGGUGGAGGCACUCGAGGCCGCCAUGAACCCUGGCAACGAGGGCUACGCUCAAGUCCAGGCGAAGCUCGGCGAAGCUCAAAAAGUGGCCAAGGAGUCCGACUUUCCCAGUGCAGACGUCGUAGCGCAUUUCAAACUGCCCAAUCUACCCAACGGUUUUAAGAGCAGCCAGGAUCCCGAGACGCACAAGUACUGGCAGGGGCUUGAGGAGCUGACAAAGGCAAAAGAUGGCACCGCUGAGGUGGUCAAGAAGGAUAGCGAGGAAGCACAGAAGCUGCAUGUCACCGUCGCUGGGGAGAUUGACUCGGUCGUGAAUGCGACGCUGCACAAUUUAGUCAGAUCGAUACCCGACGUCGAUCCGCCAACUGCAUCACGUAACAACCAAUCCAUCUUCCCUAUAGGGUAUGCUAGAGUUCGCCUGUCAGAGAAGUUGGUCGCGGAGAUUGACAGCGACAAUGUCGAGGGCGUCGAGGCAAUCUACGCCUCAGCAGAGGAUGAAUCCAAGCAAGCGGCUCUGCUUGAGGGCAUCACUAAGCGCGCUAUACAAAAGUCGCAGUUGGGAAUUAUCGACUGGGUCUUCGGCACCGAGGCCUUUCGCGUUGCCCCCAACUCGUUAAACAACGACAUCUACCACCAGGCCUACUUCACACACUCUCUCAACGUGUGGAAGGCGCUGGUCCAGAACGGCUUCGACCUCAACGCCCACCACAGCGAGUUUAUCGGCGACGCGCUAAGCCUAGAGGCAUACCACGGCAACGUCGACAUUGUCCUUUUCGUGCUGGAGAACGGACAGGGCCCCAAUAAGGCGUGGGGCUACGACGACCAGGAGCCAGCCCUCCUGGCCAUGACGGGCGAGAAGCCGUCGCUCGAGAUCAUUCGCUUGAUGCUCCGGCACGGGUGGAAGCAGCGGGAUAGCACCGCGCUCAUCGCGGCUGCCGAACUGGGCAACCUGGAGGCGGUGCAGUUGCUCGUGGAGUACGGCGCCGACCUCGAGCAUGCACAAAAUGAAUAUAUGAUCUGUUAG
Beauveria bassiana ARSEF 2860 is the source of this 1449-nucleotide messenger RNA. Its product is annotated as multiple ankyrin repeats single kh domain protein. NCBI's taxonomy places the organism in Eukaryota, Fungi, Ascomycota, Sordariomycetes, Hypocreales, Cordycipitaceae. The record is from RefSeq and is a predicted model, not a curated record. Bases 1 to 1449 code for a protein of 482 amino acids. The transcript has 4 exons. Gene Ontology annotation, molecular function: protein binding.